Trichomonas vaginalis G3 is the source of this 852-nucleotide messenger RNA. RefSeq names its product DNA/RNA polymerases family. The transcript has a single exon. The coding region runs from base 1 to 852 and encodes 283 amino acids. NCBI's taxonomy places the organism in Eukaryota, Parabasalia, Trichomonadida, Trichomonadidae. The record is from RefSeq and is a predicted model, not a curated record.
AUGAGGUUGCAAGAACUUCAAGAUGCUAUAAACAAACUUCCAUUGAGACAUCCAAUUGACGUCAAAUUGUAUUGGAGAGCAUCUGAGUUAGGUCAGAAGGUUUUAUAUGAAACAGGUUGCUUCGACGAUGUUUAUGAGAUAACAGGAGAAGUUUCUCAGAAGAUAAGAGACUCACUUGAAUUUCCACAAACUGGACCAAUUGGUUGCGACAAGUUCGACUCAAACGAAAAGAUAUACUAUGUCGACCUUAACGCUGCAUACAUGAGGUUUGUCCAAUAUAUUCCGACUGGAAUUCCAAACGAAGAUGGUGAGUUCCCGGGAAGGAACUAUACAGUUGUAAAAGUCAUACAACAACUGUAUGAUAUUAGGAAAGCUUCAAACCCCAAACUUGCAAUGACACUCAAAUUGCUUAUGAAUUCGACAUGGGGAUAUUCCAUUAAGAAACCUCAAGAGAUGAAGAGUAAACAUUAUGAGAAGGUCGACAACUUUGUUGAAAGGUUUUCUCCUUUUAUUUUGAAGUACGAAUUCACUCAAGGUCAAAGUGGCUUAGUAACCACAUUAAAACCCAUUGUCGAACAUUGGUCUUACCCUCAGUUCGCAAAAGCAGUCCAUGACAACUACAAUGAGUUCUUCUCGGAAGUCAAAUCGAAAGUCAAGGUUUACUAUGAGAACAUUGACACACUCAUGACGAACGAAGAAGGCUAUAACAAACUCAUUGAAAUGGGAAUGGUCGGUGAAAAGAUGGGUCAAUUCAAAUUGGACAAAAUUUUCACCGAAGUUCAUGUCCUCUCCAAGCGUAAGUACUGGGGUGUUAAAGAAGAUGGUGAAAUAGUUAAACAUUGCAUGAAAUAA